Ceutorhynchus assimilis (cabbage seed weevil) is the source of this 495-nucleotide messenger RNA. NCBI's taxonomy places the organism in Eukaryota, Metazoa, Arthropoda, Insecta, Coleoptera, Curculionidae. The record is from the annotation of a GenBank genome assembly.
AUGGGGAUUAAACUAAACUUAAAUAAAAUAUGCGAUUAUAAUCUCCAGUUUAUUGAGGAAAAUUUGUUUUUGGAAGAUGCCGACGAAGUUGAGAUUUUCUCAAGUGGGGAAAGCGACACCGAAGACGAAGCUUCAAUUCAUGAGAAUAAUAUCGAUUCUGAUAAUGAAAGUGGUAUGGAAAUAGAUAGUGAACCGGAAGAGUUGGAAAAUGAUCAGCCCAUGCGCAUGGCAGAUUUUGUGUGGCAACAUGAUCCUAAUUGGAAGCCUGAUAUAACGGAGUUUGAUGUCCAAACUACUGGAUGCAAUGUGGACCAAUUAACUGGAUCAUCUGUAGAACUUGAUUUUUUCGAAAUAUUUUUUACAAGAGAAUUUAUGGAAAAGAUAACUGAAGAAUGUAAUAGGCAAAUUGUUUACAUGAAAGAGACUGAUGGUCAUGAGUUUGUCAAGGUUUUGAUCGACUACUUACUAAUAAAACAACAAAAAUAUUUUCAAUAA